This is a messenger RNA of Cladocopium goreaui, 1611 nucleotides long. Lineage: Eukaryota; Dinophyceae; Suessiales; Symbiodiniaceae. The record is from the annotation of a GenBank genome assembly.
AUGACACCAAAAGGAUUUGUGAAAGGCCAUUCACUUCACGGUAGACCAGAAGAAGACAGAUGGACUGCAGAAGGAUCGACGAACUCCGUGGACUUCCAUGGAAAUGACGGGCCGAAUCCGGUAGAAAGGGCGGCGCCCAAUAGAGUAGACAUGCCAGCAAUCGCUGGUGAACAACCAAGAGCAGAAGAACGCGAGUUCAAGGCUCGGAACUUCGAUAUACUCAAAUGCGACAUCGAAGAGUACGGACACACGCCACUGUGUCCAGGAUGCAUGGCCCAGUUAGUUGGAACAGCGGCCAGAGCACACAACGAAGAGUGUCGACUGCGAAUGCUGAUGGAAUCCGCAGAAGGAAGAGCAAGAGUGAACAAGGCCAAAGAAAGAGUGGAAAAGGACUAUGGAAGAAGAAGAAGAAGCAAGAAAGCCAAGGAACAACCUGCGCUGGAAGGCAGACCGCCCCCUGAUGCUCCAAAAGUUGCAGCAGAUGAAGCUGCAGGAGCACCCUUCGAAAGACCCGCCGAAGUCGAGGCUGGACAGCCAGACGAAGCACAAGGUAGAAGGAAAAGAUAUCGUCCGACCCAAGAAGAAGCAAGAGGAAAGAAAAGAGAGGCUGAAGACAUAGAGGAUCUCGAUCUGAACGAGGGACCAGCGCCAGGGUCCACCGAUGAUCCUGAAGUCGUGGUUCAACAUCAGAUAGGAGGUUCAAGCAGCCCGGGAGUACAGCGACCGGAACCUGUACCUGACGUCGCAAUGCCUGAAGGAGGUCAAGCAGAACCGGAGGAGUCCAAUGAGGAGGCCAUGAUAGGUGCGGAUUUCAAGUCCGAUGUUCCUGUCAAUGAUGGUUUGUGUCUCAAUGUCGAGGAGAAGGGAUUGAAGCUUCAUACAGAGGCAGGAGUGGAAGAACAGUCUCAGAAACUGAGAAAGGACAAGACCUUACUUCUCAUAGGUUUGCCUCCGGAUGGACCGUUUGCUGACCUGGAGAGAAAAUACGAAGAACUGGAAAUGGUCACACAGGAAGAAGCCAAGAAGAGAUUGGAGAAAGGAAGAAAGGAAUUGCGUUCAUGCCUUGAAGGCUACAAACACCAAGUGCACGAAGGGCGUUACUACCUGCAAGAGUGUCCAAGAGGAAUGAAAUCUUGGGAACAUGCUCAAUACCAAUCUUUGAGCGAAGAGUCCUACACCGAGGGGAAGGUCAAAGAGAAGCUCAGAUACCCUCCGAAGUUGGUGAAUGCAAUUGUACAGGUCAAAGCGCAAUUGGUGCUAGAUGGAGAAAUAAAGGAGAUCGGUCAUGUGGGAGGCCCAGACCCACAUGAGGAAGCGAACUUCGAAGAACAUCACCAUGGCACUCUUCCAAAAGCAAGUGAGCUACGCGUCAGUGAACCAGUGAUCGACGCCAAGGCAGGUGUGACACUCGAUCCAAAGAAAGUGGCAGAAGCUCGUGCAUCCGAGCUAGAACGAGUCAAGCGACAAGGGGUGUAUACGAAGAUCAGUGAAGAUACUUGCUACGCCGAAGCCGGCAGACCUCCGAUAAUUAACGUUAAAAUGGCCAGAAACAAGGGCGACAGUGUCCAUGAGAACUAUCAGCAGACUGGUAGUACGAGAAGUAAAGAGUAA